Molecule: messenger RNA, 1357 nt
Organism: Strongylocentrotus purpuratus (purple sea urchin)
Lineage: Eukaryota; Metazoa; Echinodermata; Echinoidea; Camarodonta; Strongylocentrotidae
Product: glucose-6-phosphatase 3
Exons: 4
Coding region: 133-1176 (347 amino acids)
Biological process (GO): glucose 6-phosphate metabolic process; gluconeogenesis
Cellular component (GO): membrane
Molecular function (GO): glucose-6-phosphatase activity
Source: RefSeq, a predicted model, not a curated record
AUUAUACAGCGUAUCGCGCAUGAUUUGUACCCCGGCGGAUGACUGGAGCUGAAGCUGGAUGAAUCGAGUCUAGGGUCUAGACUAGACUCCAUUCGUUUAUUUCAAGAAGUUGAUAAAUGGAUUAAAUGCAAAAUGGAUCAACUUCAACGGGCAGAAAUCACUCUUCUUCAAAGUUUACAGCAAACUUUUCCCGAUCUUGAGACGCCGAUGUUAGCCAUAUCUCGUUUUGGAGCCCCACGAAAUGCCUUUCUUCUGUGUUUCCCAAUUGCAUUUUGUUUUUUCGGCGCCAGAUCGGGAUUGCAAGUUUUGUGGGUUGCCGUGAUAUCUGAAUGGCUGAAUUCUGUGCUGAAAUGGUUGAUGAUAGGACAGCGUCCCUAUUGGUGGGUCAUGGAGAGUAAUGUUUACACUGGUGAAGAACGUCCAUUCCUGAAACAGUUCAAGAUAACUUGUGAAACAGGACCAGGUUGUCCUUCAGGCCAUGCUAUGGUCGCAGCAUCUGUUUGGUUUGUCUUUGUGGCAUCCCUCAAUGAAUACAUCAUGUCUGAGGUGAGGAGUGUCCAACGUGCCAAGAAAGCGACCAGGAUCACCUGGACAAUCUAUAGCCUUUUUAUAGUGCUUGUGUGUGUUUCCAGGGUCUACACUGCAACUCACUUCCCUCAUCAAGUUAUCCUGGGUGCAUUAACUGGAAUAAUAGUGGCAGCAGAGACCAGAAAAUUAUCUGUGGAAAACUAUGGAUUUGGUUCCUACUUUCUAGGAGGAUUGUUCGUCCUUGUUUCAAUCUUCUUAGAAUACUACCUGAUAAGUCUCGUUGGUCUUGAUCCUGGCUGGUCUAUGAAACUUGCUUUAAAACGCUGUGUGUAUCGGGAAUGGGUUCACAUGGACACCACGCUCUUCUAUGCUAUUUCCAGGGACGUUGGUGCGUUCUUCUUCGCUGGAAUGAUGUGCAGUUGCUUGACGGUGAAGUAUGAUCGGGUGAGGGGGCAGUUUGCAAAGAAACUGACUGCAACUCUCUUAACUGUAGCUGCUGCACACGUCAUAGAGAGCAUGUACGUUCCCAGGGGAUAUGUCAUAUUGUUCUACAUAUUAGGUGCAUUAAAAUAUGGACUAGUGUCAAUCAGUACUGUCGGACUCAACCAAGCUGUAUCCAGUUACGGUAGUCAAAACCAGAAUUUAUGACAGCUGUAAGUAGCAGUUUGGCCUUUGUUGAAUUAAUUACCAUUUGUUCGUUGUGAUUUGGGAACUUUGCCUUUUUAUAUUGUUCAAAUAUCUUUGGUUUUCUGUAUAUGGUUUAAUGUUAAAGUUAUUUCUAUGUUUGGUCAAUGGAGCUGCAAUUAGGAUAUUCAUGGAGAGAAAAAAA